Xenopus tropicalis (tropical clawed frog) is the source of this 3444-nucleotide messenger RNA. Its product is annotated as chloride channel protein D-Like. Gene Ontology annotation, cellular component: bounding membrane of organelle; membrane. Gene Ontology annotation, biological process: transmembrane transport; chloride transport; chloride transmembrane transport. Gene Ontology annotation, molecular function: chloride transmembrane transporter activity; chloride channel activity. The transcript is spliced from 18 exons. Lineage: Eukaryota; Metazoa; Chordata; Amphibia; Anura; Pipidae. The record is from RefSeq and is a predicted model, not a curated record. Bases 128 to 2584 code for a protein of 818 amino acids.
UGAUGCAACAAACAGCUAUUUACAAUAGAAAAAGUACAGUGAGGGUUUUACUUGUGACAAGCAUAUCUGUUCUGGAAGCACAAGGAUCUAAAAGGAUUACUGCAGAGACGGGCAGCAAGUUUUAAUCAUGAUUUCAGUGUGUUGGAGGUCUGGCUAUAAAGCUAUCGAUGAGGACUCCCAUCUCAUAAUCCAAAAUGAAAAUUCAGAAGACAUUUUGGAUGAGUUCGAUGGAAUGGAUCAGCACAUGUCUAAUGGAAUAUGUCACAAAAAGAAAGAAUUUCAAGAGACACCUGAGAGCCUGAACUAUUUACCUUCUCACAGUGAAGCAUAUAAAACAUGGCUAGAAGAGAAGCCACUCGGAUCAGACUGGGAUCGCUGGUUCAUGAUGGGACUUAUAGGAGUGUUUGUUGGGAUUUUUGGAUUCUUAAUGCACCAGAUAAUUGAUUUUCUCUUUGAAAUGAAAUGGGAGCUUGUAGAAAACUAUAUUCAAAACAAUGAUUUUCUUACAACAUGGAUGGUUAUAGCUGGAAUUGGCUUUGCAAUGAUGCUGGUUUCAUCUGGGCUAGUGGUGUUCUUCUGCCCAUCAGGAUCACCCAGUGGGCUUCCUGAGGUCAUUGGUUAUCUGAAUGGGGCCUCAAUCAGGCACAUUUUUAACAUAAGAACUUUCUUUGGAUCCUUCUUUUCCUGUGCAUUAGCAGUGUCAGCAGGAUUAUUCUGUGGACCAGAAGCACCAAUGAUCCAUGUAGGAGCAGCGAUUGGAUGUGGCCUGAGCCAGUUUAAAUCUGACACUCUUCGAAUAAAUCUUCCUUUCUUCACAAGAUUUAGAAACUCAGCGGAUAAGAGGCAGUUUAUUACAGCUGGAGCAGCGGCUGGCAUUGCCUCUGUGUUUCGAGCUCCCGUAGGAGGGCUUCUUUUUGUUUUGGAGGAAGUGGCCUCUUUCUGGGACGUUAAGUUGGCAUGGCAAACUUUCUUUUGCUGCUUGGUGGCCACCUUUACUACAGAAGUUCUCUCUUCAUCAUUUGUUGGCUUUGAAUAUGAAGGAUAUUUUGGAUUUUUCAAAGCAGAACAGAGGAUCAUAUUUUGGGUAAAAGAUCUGUUGAACAUAAGUGUUUUAGCCGUUAUUCCCACGAUUAUUCUAGGAAUCAUUGGGGGUUUGUUGGGAGCUCUUUUUGUUUUUAUCAAUGUAAGAAUCAAUAAACUGCGUAUGAAGAUCUUCACCUCUGUUCCACACAAAUUUCUCAGGCAGCUGACCAAGCUCCUGGACACUUUACUGAUCCUGGUGGUGACCAUAACUGUUACAGUUUAUAUUCCAUACUUCUUUUCCUGUUCUCCAAACCCAACAGCCAGUCAGGUCCAGAAUGCAUCUGAACACAAACCACAUGGGGAACAUGCAGCUUGGGAUGUUUCAGAAUAUAACUGCCCUCCUGGAUCUAGUUGGGUGGCACCCAACGGAAGCAUCAUGGCAAAUCAUUCAAUUAAUCAAGCUGCGGUUCUUCUGGUAAAAAAUGGCAAACAAGGAACCAUGCUUUUGUACCAGCGAGGGUCUCAUGAAAAAUUUGGAUUACCUGCCCUUUUAAUGGCUUUGAUUUUCUAUUUCACCAUCUCCUGCUGGACGGCUGGCACGGCUGCUGGUACCGGCCUAGUUGUUCCAAUGGUGUACACUGGGGCCCUGUUUGGCAGGCUGGUUGGUCUGAUCAUGGUAGCCAUGUUUGGAGUUCAAACUGAUGAGUAUGGGGCAUGGAUUGAUCCGGGACUGUUUGCAGUGAUAGGAUCCGCUGCCUAUUUUGGUGGUGUUACCAGACUGACCAUUUCCCUCACUGUCAUUAUGGUGGAAAUAACAAAUGAUGUACAGUCUAUUCUUCUGAUCAUGAUUGCUGUAUUGGUUGGAAAAACAGUGGGAGAUUACUUCAAUAAUUCCUUAUUCAGUUCAUUACUGCACCUGAAGUGUAUCCCAUACUUAAAAGCGGUGCCCAAUGUUGUACAUGGAAAAAAGAAGGUGAAUCUGGAGUUGUUCACUGCCAGAGAUGUGAUGCAGUCAUGUACAACAAUCCACCUUCAGGAAAAUGUAUUUUUAUUGGCUGAGCUUCUCAGUACCACAAGCCACAAUGGCUUCCCUGUGGUUUUCAGUCCAGCACCUGGCCAAGAAGAGGUUUUCCUGGGAACAAUUACAAGGCUGGAGUUAUAUAUGCUGCUUUCUAACAGCAGAGUAUUUCAAACCCCCGAAAACAAUCAGUGCUCAUCUGUUCUUAAAUACCAAGAGGUGACUGUGGAGAAGCUGCCUGAUGAAGCUCAGAUAAACCGGCUGCUGAACAAAUACUCUGCAGAUCCUCAGUAUCAGCAACUCUUCAUCAAUCUGGAGCCAUAUAUUAACAAGUCAGCAGUUUCCGUGCAAGCCCAUUUCUCACUGCAGCGCACAUAUGUUGUGUUUCGAACACUAGGGCUUCGCCAUCUAACUGUUGUUGAUCUUCAGAACCGGGCAGUCGGCAUCAUUACCAGGAAGGAUCUGAUAUCUUUACGCUUGGAAAAGAAGCUGAUUCAAAUGGACAGGGGAAAGCUUGAUUCUGAUGAAGAACUCUUAAACUAAAUUCAAGAGCAAUGCAGGAAAUGGACUGGAGAUCUAUUGUAUUUCUAUUUCACCAGAAAUACACUGUAUUGCCAAAAGGAUGCCGGCCCCCUAUCUAAUUAUUGUAAUAGGUUAUUUAAGCCACAGCCAUUAAUGAGGACACAAGUACCCCUACAUCAUACAAUUACAUUCUUGACAGUUCCGUGCUUCCUACUUUGUGACUACAGUUUGGGAAUGGCCCUAUGGCAGCCAGUGCUGAGGUGCAGCAAGCAAGCAAUGCAUUUUCUUUCUGACAAAAUAUAAAGGUUUAUUUUAAUUGUCACAGGUGCAACAGCACUAAGAGGCACAAAAUUGCACCCUUUAGGGCCCAUGCAGUUAGGAACUAAGUCUGCACUCCUCCAAGUGGUGGAUUAAGAAUGUGGAGCAAGCUUCAGGGUGCAGCACUGUCAAUUGCAGGGAAGCCCUGUGCCACAGGCAGCUGGUUAGUGCAGGGCUCUCCUGCAGCUUCUGAUGCCCCAUAACCUGUGUAUCUAAAUGAUGUGCUAGCUACGGGUUGUGUUCCAAGGCCACCUCAGAAAGUAAUGCUGCCAUCUGGGCGAAGUUCAGGUUUUGCACUGUAUUAUGGAUGCACAAUGUGCUGGAAGUCCAGGCUCAACCCAGGGGGCAACGUGGGAAGUGCCAAUUCUGGAGCACUUUGUACAAUUUUGUUUUUCUUUGCUUUGCAUAUUGCCCUAUAUAUAAGACAGGUCUUUGGUCAGAAAUUAUGAACCCUGUGUUUUAAUAAAAUCAAUUACUGGUACAUAAUUUUUUGUGAGGUUUUUCAUAUGAAAUAUAUAUUUGACUUUAUUAAAACUUAGGAGUUUGUCCCCAUUUUUCAGCAA